AUGCCUGAGUUAGGUAUGAAAUUCUCUGAUCGAGAUGAACUGAAACAUAUGUUAACAAAUUAUGCUGUGUCUAAGGGUUAUUCAUUGUGGUAUGAAAAAAAUGAGGCAAAAGCAUUGUUAGUAAGGUGCAGUAAAAAUGAAAAAUGGAAGCCAUCUUGCCCUUUUAGACUAUGGGCUAGUCCCAUGAACAAGGAAAAUUCAUUCCAGAUCAAGUCACUAAUUGAUAAACAUAAUUGUGCUAGACAACAAAAAUUGGGUUGUCUUGUUACGUAUAAGUGGAUUGGAAAAAUGUUAAUACCUGACAUUUUGGAAAGGCCUAAGUUUAGCUAUAGGAAAAUGGCAGAAGUGGUUAGGAAAGACUAUGGUCUCAAGUUAUUGAGGGUUAAUCCUGGGUCAACAGUCUUGAUCGAGACAAAUCAUACGCCUGAUGCUACACAUUACUUCAAAAGGAUGUAUAUUUUCCUGAAGUCUAUCAAGGAUGGCUGGAUUGAAGGAUGUAGAAGGGUUAUCAGUGUUGAUGGCUGUUUUUUGAAGGGUAUUUGCAGAUGUGAGUUGUUAACAGCCGUUGGUAGGGACGCAAACAACCAAAUGUAUCCUCUAGCAUGGGCUGUUGUGCCAGUUGAAAGCAAGGAAACAUGGAUGUGGUUCAUUGAUCUUCUACUUGAGGACAUUGAGAUGGGAGAUGGUAGGGGUCUUACAAUUAUUUCAGACCAACACAAGGGUUUAAUGGAGGCUGUUAAGGAAAGGUCACCAUCAUGUGAGCAUAGGAAUUGUGCCCGACACAUCUAUGCCAACUUUAAGAAGAAGGGGUUCACGGGUGUUGAGUUUAGGAGGUUAUUUUGGAGGGCUGAAAAGGCUACAACCGAUUCUAAUUUCCGAUCAUACAUGAGGGAAAUUCGUACAAUGUCCACAGAAGCUUAUGAGCACCUGAUAGAAAGAGACCCAAAUACAUGGUGCAGAGCAUUCUUUGAACCUCAGACUUGUUGUGAUGCCGUGGAAAACGGUAUAUCUGAAUCUUUCAAUGCAGCAAUUGUAGAGGCCCGGAAGAAACCAAUAAUAACAAUGCUGGAAGAAAUCAGAUUGUACGUGAUGGAGAGGAUGUACAAUCAAAAGAUUAAGGGGCAUAAGUGGGACAUGGAAAUCUGCCCCUCUAUUAGAAAGAGGAUUGAGAAGAUGAAAGAAGAACAAAGGUACUGGGAUGUUAUUCCAAGUGGCGAGGAAGAAUAUGAAGUGAAAUUAGCCCAUGAAGUUUAUGUUGUUCACCUUGAAAGCAAAACUUGUGGUUGCAGAGCCUGGCAACUCAGUGAGGACUAUGUAGCCGUAUGGUUUAAAACAAGCAUGUUUGGAAGUUGCUAUAGGUAUCCAGUCAAACCAAUAAAUGGAGCUAACAUGUGGCCUGAUGCUCUAUUUGAUCCCAUAUUACCACCUCGGCGUAGGAGAAUGCCAGGAAGGCCUAAAGUAAACAGAAUGAAAUGUCCUACAGAAAAUGAAGGAAAGCAUAAAAUUAACAAGACAGGGAUGUCCAUCUCAAGAUGUAGUAAUUGUCAUCAAGAAGGACACAACAAGAGGCGAUGUCCAUUGCUCAAAGAAGCAAAUAAAGCAACUGUUAGUGAAGGGGAUGUUGAAGAAGGGGUUAGUCAAGAUGGGAUUAGUGAAGAUGGGGUCAAUGAAGAUGGGGUUAGUGAAGAUGGAAUUGGUGAAGAAGAGGCUGUUGAAGAAGGCGAUAUUGAAGACCACCAGGAGGAUGAAAUUGAACAACAAGAGGAUGAGAUUGACCAUCAAGAAAAUCAUCACCAUCAGCAUCAACCUGUUUUUUUUCAGCAUUUUGUUGCGAACAAAAGGCGAUUACCUUCUAAGAGGAUCAUGAAACUGAAGUUAAGGAAGAAGGUGGUAACAAAAGAUGGAAGUGGGGAAAGUACUGAAAAUCCAGUUACUAUAAACUACGAUAAGUGUGUUCUAUUAGGAUUAUGUCAGAUACUUUGA
Lactuca saligna is the source of this 1983-nucleotide messenger RNA. NCBI's taxonomy places the organism in Eukaryota, Viridiplantae, Streptophyta, Magnoliopsida, Asterales, Asteraceae. The record is from the annotation of a GenBank genome assembly.